Funneliformis caledonium is the source of this 2523-nucleotide messenger RNA. The record is from the annotation of a GenBank genome assembly. Lineage: Eukaryota; Fungi; Glomeromycota; Glomeromycetes; Glomerales; Glomeraceae.
AUGAAUCGUCGUGAAGCUCUUCGUAAAAGCGACAAAUAUGCGAAUAAAUUGGGAAGAGUAGUCGAUGAUAUGGAGAAAAACUCUGCCAGAGAUGAAAAUUCUGCCAGAGAUGAUUACAUUUUGACUUCUGGCAAGAGAUUGCUUCAUGUGGUUCAAGAGAAACAUGAUACACUUCGCUCUUAUUAUCAAAAAUUGCGUUCAACAAAUGCAUUAGAAGGUUUACGUAUACCAGCAAAAGUUAAUAGGAAACAAUCGGUGUCAAGCCGCUUAUCGACGUCAGCUACUUAUAAAAUGUCUACAAGUUAUAAAUCAAGAUCCGAUAGGAAUCGUAAUAAUAGUGGUCAUAAAGAUGGUAGUUCUGCAUCGUCUCAUAAACGACAAGAUAGUAACGGUUCGGUAUCCUACGAUUCAGAUUUUACACCACCAGCGCCAAAAGGUGGUAAAAAAUUGAUAUCACUUUUUGCAGCAGUAUUACGCGGAGGAAACAAUCGUAGUACUAGUAAUUCAUCACUCAAUAAAGACGGUAUAGCACCUAGUACUCCGGUCACAAAUGGAGAAAAAAUAGGAUCAAAGACUAAAAUACCAAGUAUACAAGAUUUUGAAAUCAUUAAACCAAUCAGUAGAGGUGCAUUUGGUAAAGUUUAUUUGGCAAGAAAAAAAACCACAGGAGAUCUUUAUGCUAUAAAAAUCUUGAAAAAAGUAGACAUGGUACGUAAAAACAUGGUAAAUCAUGUAUUGGCAGAACGUCGAGUACUUAGUUUAUCAAGGACUCCGUUUGUUGUAAAACUCUAUUAUGCAUUUCAAAGUCAAGAUUAUUUAUACUUGGUUAUGGAAUAUCUAAUUGGUGGUGAUUUGUCAUCAUUACUUCAAUGUUUUGAAAAAUUUGGAGAAGAAAUGGCAAGGAUGUAUACCGCGGAAGUUGUAUUGGCUCUUGAAUAUUUACAUAAUAACGGAAUUACACAUAGGGACUUAAAACCUGAUAAUAUGCUUAUUACAUCAGAAGGACAUAUAAAAUUAACAGAUUUUGGAUUAUCAAGAAUAUCUAUACCCGAAAAGAGUUCCUUAGCAUUUGUUAAAGAAGAAAAUGAAUCGCCAAAUGGUAAAAAAUCAUUUGCAAAAAGUUUAAGGUCAGGUAGUGUAGAUUCAAGAGCAAGCACGUCUCAUACACGACCAGUUUCUGCAGUAUUUCCUAAUGAAAUUUCGAAGAAAGGAGGGCAUGUGAAUUUUCAAGGAUUGGAUAAUAGUAAAUAUUCAUCAAAAUCAUUAUCAAGUAAUACGGCAACACACAGCACAUCAUCAAAAUCAGCUAAACGGCAAAACAGACAAAGUUCUAAAGCAUUGUUGGGAACGCCAGAUUAUCUUGCACCAGAAUUAUUACUUGGUAUUGGACAUACGACAGCCGUUGAUUGGUGGUCAUUAGGAGUAUGUUUAUUUGAAUUUUUAAUAGGAUAUCCACCAUUUAAUGAUGAUACACCACAAGCAAUAUUUAGAAAUAUAUUAAAUCAUGAUAUACAAUGGCCGCCGGAAGGAUAUUUAUCAGCAGAAGCAAAGGACUUAAUAACAAAAUUAUUAAAUCAAGAUCCCGAGAAAAGGCCUUCUGUAUCAGAAAUUAAAUCUCAUACAUUUUUUAAAGAUAUUGAUUGGGAACAUAUAAGGCAACAACCUGCACCCUUUGUGCCAAAUCCUGAAGAUGAACAAGACACAAGUUAUUUUGAAGCACGGAAUAAUCGAGCUGAUAUUAGAAGAUUGUCAGCUGGUAACAUAGUUGAUAUCGCUACCGGUAAAGUGACAACGCCAGGAGAUCGUAAAUCUGGACAUUUUGACGAUGAUAUUGAAAUAAUAAACAGUGGUGGUGGUCCUAACAUAAGUGGUAAUAAUAACAAUGUUGCCAAUAAUACAGGAACACCUAAUUUAUUAUUACAUACUGUCACCGCAGAACCGAUUGAAAAUGUGUCAUUAAGUUCACCUGUUUCACCUUCGAAAAAUAAACCCGAUUUAACUAUCAAUACACAUAUUCGUGAGAGACGUCCUUCAUCUUUAAAACCACCAAUUCCCGUAGAAGAAGUGCAACAAGUACCUGUUAAACCGCAACAAAAACGUAGACCCUCUUUAUUAAAGUUAGCAGGAAAAUCAAGGAAGCCUUCGAUUAGUGGUAUACAUGAUGGAGGAUUAUUAACUUCGUCGCCAUCAUCAUCCAUAACGUCUGCCACGUUAAAUACAAUACCAAUAUCAGCUUCAACAUUGGUUUCACCGUCAUUUAAUCCUUCAAGACGUUCAACACUUGUUGGAUCACCAACAUUAUAUGAAAUUGAGCCAAAUGCUGGAAUGCAUGAUACCGAAAAAUUUUGUAGUCAACCAAGAAAUAAUCGAAGUGGUGAUUCUUCGGAAUUUGAUGCGUUUCUUUAUAAAGGUGUUUCGUUUUUAGGCGAUGUUAAUCGAGAUUUGUCUUCUGGUACUAGUAAUACUACAAGUGGAAGUAGUUCUAUGAAAAAAUCCUCCAUGACUGAUCUUAAAGCUAAAUAA